AAACCUUUGCAUCGUGUUAUGAUUUUCUGUAAUUCAUUUACGAAGGCCCCAUUUGUUGGUGACAAGAUACUCAAAGGUGUAUCUUCUCUAGCUCCUUGAGACCAGAAGGGAUCAAACACUUGUGGCUUCGAUCAGUUAACUAAGGCCUACACCGACCCUCGAACACUCGAUCAAGAGGCGCGACUCUCACUGAUCAAAAACGAGUAAAACAUCGUUUGUUCUGACAAGAAACAUGUCGAAGCGAUGAGCUAUACUAGAUUUCGAGACAUGGAACCUGCUAGGCUUAAACAUAAGUAUUUCUAUCAAUUUAGGAUCAUUUUGAUUGGAGAUAGUACAGUUGGAAAGUCUUCAUUGCUUCGGCAAUUUACUGAGGGACAGUUUUUCGAGAACUCUGAUCCGACUGUUGGUGUGGACUUUCACGUUCGGGUCAUCGAACUUAAAGGAGAUGUUAGAGUCAAGCUUCAAAUCUGGGAUACAGCUGGUCAAGAAAGGUUCCGUUCGAUAACAUACUCCUACUACCGUAACACUGUUGGCUGUUUGAUUGUCUACGACAUAACAAAUAGAGACUCGUUUGUUAAUGUUUUGGACUGGUACAAAGAAGCCAAGCAAUGCGUCGAAGAAUCGGAAGUUGUAUUCAUGUUGGUUGGUCACAAAAUUGAUAAAGAAUCUAAAAGAGCUGUUUCGACAGAAGAAGGGGAAAGGUUUGCAGAAGCUCAUGAUAUGCUAUUUAUAGAAACUUCAGCCAAAAUUCUUUGCAACAUAGAGGAGGCUUUUAUCAGUGUUACUGAGGAGAUUUAUAAACGCAUGGAAAGAGGAGAGUUAGGACUGAAAGAUGGAUGGGAAGGCAUCAAGGCAUUACCUAUGCGUCCACAGGAUGUGUUAGGAAUUGGACAUUCUGCCUCUGUUGAGGAUUUGAUUGAGCAACAGGAAUCCAGAAGAUGUUGUCCUGGGUAACAACAAUCAUGAUUUUAAUCAUUAAUUCUAUCACAAUUUUUUUAUUUAUUUGAAUUUUUAAGUUCAUUUAAAAAAGUUAUUAGAAGAUAUAACUAGCUAAAAACUAGUGUGAGCUGCGUCAUUGUUUCGAAUGAAACAGUUAUGAUAAAAAGGUAAAUUAUACACCAUUAAAAGAUGUAUUUUUCAUCUUUUCGCGGUGUAUAAUUUACCUUUUUAUCAUUACUGUUAAAAAAGUUAUUAUCAUUUUUAUUAUUUUCUUGAGUCAGUGGGCAACUUGUAUCCCUUGCGUUAAUUACUCUCAAUAUUCUGCAAACAGACAUUCCAACGGCUUGUUUUGAAAUUGGCAACUUGUAUCCCUUGCGUCAAUUACUCUCAAUAUUCUGCAAACAGACAUUCCAACGGCUUGUUUUGAAAUUGGCUUUUUGCUGCCAUCAAUCAAAAAAACUAAUUUGUUACCUUUUAUAUUUGAAUGAGGGGAGUGAAAAACCAAAUUCCAAUGGGCACUAACAGAGUUCUCAGAAUAUUGAGAAUUGCAUUAAAUGUGUGUCAGAAAGAAACUAAUUUAUAUUCUAGCUGUGUGGUAAUAUUUUAAGUAAUGAGUAGAAAUAAUUGUGAGUAUUCUGGUAUGGGUUGCACUAGUGGGUUGUUUUAUGUAAUAAUUAUAUUCACUACUAAGUUUGAGUUUGCAAGUUUAAAUCAUAAUCAUAAUCAUACAAAAAUAAUAACUUUUAAUUAAAUGUAAAAAUCAUUCCAUUGUUUUAAUUUUUAUUUUACUGCAUGCAUGCUUAUAAAUGCACAUAAUGAACUUGUGGAAAAAUAUUAUUAGAAUUAUAUAGUCUUUUGAUUUUAAUUAAGGUACAAUAAUAGCACCAUGAGUCAGUUAGUACUUUUAAUUUACUGCAGUAUAUUAAUUGUCUGCAAACUCUCCAGACCUGCCAAAUAUAUCUUGAUUUGGUCUUAAAAUAUUUUUCAGGCAAUGGCAGGCUUACUGAUUUAAUAAAAACUAUAAUUUUCAGUUAUGAGUUGUAUGUAACCUGAAGAAAUUAUUAAUUGGAAGAAAGAAUAUUAAUAAUCAAAUAUAAAUUUUCUAUAAUUAUUCUUGCCAAAUGUAUAUGAUCAUAAGACCUGUCCAGAUGGCAUCCCACUCGUGUGCUGGACUCAAAUGAUAAAUUUAUAAGUUCAUCAAAAGAGCUGAUCCUGAAUCAUUUAACUGCGAUUUUCAUAAACAUGCAAACUCUGUGUCUUCAUGCUGAAAUUUGUUUUUCGCUGCCAUCGAUCAAAUCUUAUAAGGUGGUACCUUCAUACUUUUGACUUGCCAUAGUGAAAAACCAAAUCGGAGACACAGAGUUUGCAUGUUAAUGAAAAUUGCAGUAAUUGGUUAAAGACAGUUUUAUGUUGGUGCAGACAAGCCCACCAUGGUAUUCACUGCCAAGUAUAAUUUGGCAGGGAUUGCAACAUUAUGCAACACUUAAGGGACAACUGAUUCAGACAACACUCUUGUCAAUUAUUUUGUAGUGUCUUAUGCAGCCACUAUUAGUGUCGUCACACAACGCCCACUAAUGGGAGUGAGCAUUGAGUGGCAACAUUAAUAUAAUAGUGGCUGCAUUGAAGACUAAUUAUUUUUCCAGACUUAAAACAUAAUGUAUGAAACCUGGAGAUAUUUUAUUCCUAACUUCCCUUUAUAGAAUAUAAUUAGGUUGGCAGCACAAGUAUGCUGUUUCAAUCAAUUGUUGCUUUGUCAAUUUGCAAGCUAAUUGUCCUGGAGUCAAACUUGGCCAGUGUCAUUUAAGUUUUGCAUUGAUUAGUCUCCCCCACAGCCGCUUUCAGUGUUGUCACGCAACGCUGAAAGCGGCUGUGGGGGAGACUAGGCAUUGAUAUGAUUGGACUGGCAUCUCAAACAGAGGUCAUAGAAUUCAAAGCUCAGGAAGCUUUAAAUAUACCACAUAUAGGCACUCUUAACUUGAUAAUUAUUUUUAGAAAACUGCUCAAACUACUGCUCAAAUUAUAUGAGGUGUGUGUGUGAAAGGGUUUACAUCUGGAUACAGGGGCAGAUCCAGAGGUGGUUAAAGGGUUGGCUAGCAACCCUGAGCCCUUGGCUCAAAUUUCUCAGUAUUAUUCUUAACCACCCCCUUUUCUAAAAUUCCUGGAUCUGCCACUGGGAUAUGUUAAAGGCAAAGAGAGAAACUUCAAUAAACAGAAAAAUACGAUUAGUAAAAAUCUGAAAUAGGAAAAUGACACAGACAAAAUCAAAGGUCUUUGUCUUGAAACUGAAGACUAAAAACGAAUACUAUAAAGACAAGCUUACAAUAAGGCAAUAUUUGCAUGAUCUUAAUUUCUUUGUGUUGCAAAAUAAACUAAGAUAAAAGUAAAAAAAAAAGGAAUUUUAGUUCAUCCUUUUGUCCAAAUUUAUUACAUAGCUGGGCCAGUGCAUGAUCAUGCAUGGUUUAGUGUUUUCCUUCAUAAUUUUUUUAUCGUCAGAAGUAGACUUCUUUUGGUAAUUUUGAAUUAUUUUAAUAGAGUGAAGGCAUUUUAAGGAAUUUUUACUUGGUCCGUGAAUCAAAGUUGUGUAAUUAGUAACUAACAGUCAAAGUGAAACAAAAGAAAACAAUAGAAUUAGUGUCUAAUAA
Actinia tenebrosa (Australian red waratah sea anemone) is the source of this 3581-nucleotide messenger RNA. Its product is annotated as ras-related protein Rab-39B. Gene Ontology annotation, molecular function: GTP binding; GTPase activity. The record is from RefSeq and is a predicted model, not a curated record. NCBI's taxonomy places the organism in Eukaryota, Metazoa, Cnidaria, Anthozoa, Actiniaria, Actiniidae.